CAUUGGCAGACGGCUUUCUACGACCACGCUGCAUCAGUCACCAACGGUGUCCUUACCUUUGACAGGGUUUUGUUUUAAACUGAAGUGAAAGAUCGCGAGACAUACAGUAGAUAGGUUCAGACUGGGCUAUCUAUGGCUUCAGCUCGUCGUCAUUCACACGCACUGGAGCAGUCGCCGUCGUUGGAAUUUGAAGAUCCAUCCUACCGCGAGAAGGUUUUGAAGACAUUCCCAGCAAGUGAUGACGGGCAGACGUCACCCACGUUACCGGCCUCCCCUAGAACUGUAGGGAGCCUUGAACAUCCAGGAUUGGAAGAUCCGCCCGAUGAACACAACGUCUUAGUUCUGUACACAGGCGGGACGAUUGGAAUGAAGGCAGGCAAAGGAGGGUAUGAACCUGAAGCUAACUACCUGCACUCUGAGCUAUUCAAUAGUCCCCUGUUUAAUGACAGAACCUAUGCUAAAGAUCAUAGCCUAGUGGAUGAGGAUGGUUUGUCUUCCACAUUGUUCCUGCCAGCAACUAAGGAUGGUAACAGGAUCUGUUAUCAGAUGUGGGAAUAUGAACCUCUAUUGGACUCGUGUAACAUGACCAUGAAGGACUGGGUGAGGGUGGCCAAUGAUAUACUGAAACAUUAUGAUCAGUAUGACGGGUUUGUGAUAUUACAUGGGACAGACACAAUGGCUUACACUGCCUCAGCACUGUCGUUUAUCUGUGAGAACCUGGGCAAACCUAUCAUACUAACUGGCUCACAGAUUCCUAUUUUUGAGUUGCGAAGUGAUGGACGGGAUAACUUCCUCUCUGCUCUUGUUAUAGCCGGCCUGUACAGCAUUCCAGAGGUCAUGAUCUGCUUCAAUGACAAAGUCUAUCGAGGAAAUCGUGCCAUCAAAACUGACAAUUUGAGUUUCAAUGCUUAUGAUUCUCCAAAUGCUGCACCUUUAGUUCAUUUAGAUACAGCAAUACAUGUGGACUGGGCGGCUGUGUUCAGGAGUGGGGGUACAGAGAAAUUCCGUGUUCACGCAAACAUGUGUCAGAAUGUUGGUGUGUUAAGGCUAUUCCCAAGUAUCUCUGAGCAAAUGGUACGAGCCUUCCUGCGGCCUCCAAUCCAGGGCGUGGUGUUACAGACAUAUGGGGCAGGCAAUGCGCCUCAUCAGAGGAAGGACCUCAUGAAGCUGUUUAAGGAUGCCUCGGCUUGGGGUGUACUCAUUGUGAACAUAAGUCAGUGUAACCGGGGCACUGUACAGAUGUCAUAUGCUACAGGACAGGCAUUGCAGGAUGCUGGUGUGAUCCCCGGGGGAGACAUGACCACGGAGGCAGCCUUGACCAAGCUCAGCUAUGUGUUAGGCAAGAAUAACUGGAGUUUAGAGAAGAAACGAGCAAAAAUGAGCAGGAAUUUACGUGGUGAGAUGAAAGUGGUGAUGAAGCCCAACAUAUCUCUGAGGGACUUUGAACUUCUGGAGAGUGUGGCCAGUGCGAUGAGUCUCAGUACAUCAGAGGAGAUUAUCCAGCUCCGGGAUGCAAUCUACCCCACAUUGUUCUGUGCUGCAGCUCAGGCUGGAGACGAGCAAACCUUGGAGAAGCUCAGACAGAGUGGUAUUAAUAUAUCAGCAGCUGAUUAUGACAAGAGGACUGCCCUGCACGUGGCUGCUAGUGAGGGUCACAUCCGAGUGGUCCAGUACCUUCUGCACCAUGGUGCCUCUGUACAUGUGCGCGAUCGCGAGGGCAAGACAGCCCUCACAGACGCCAUUCAUGGCACCCACCUGGAUGUGAUACGCCUGCUGAUACAAACAGGCGCUGCCAUAACCACUCCUCUGUCCGGCUAGCCAUGGACCUCUGCUGUGCUGCAUCCAUGAACAAUGUACAGUUAUUGAGGCGUGGAGUGUGGCUGGGGCAGAUUUGAAUUCAGCGGACUAUGACAUGAGGACUCCAUUACAUGUGGCUGUCUGUUCUAAUCACCCGGAUGUUGUGGAGUUCCUCAUGCAGAAGGGCGUACACACAGACAAACAAGACAUCUUUGGUAAUACGGCGGCAGAGCAGGCUCGCUCGAGACCACUCAUGAGAGAAAUACUGGAAAAGUAUGGGGCUAAGGUGGACUGAUCUGACAAUGUAAAGUGUGGGUUAAACAGUGUGGUUGUGGAUGAAUAUGUGAGUAUGAUAUGUGUACUGCUCAGUUAUCUUAGGCAGUGUGGUGUAGAAUAGAGAGAGAGUAAAGGUGUGAUAUCAAGAGACUGUACAUGUAUUGCAGAAUAGAGAGAGAGUAAACGUCUGAUAUCAGGUGACUGUACAUGUGGUGUAGAAUAGAGAGAGAGUAAGGGUGUGAUAUCAAGUGACUGUACAUGUGGUUUAGAAUAGAGACAGUAAAAGUCUGAUAUCAGGUAAAUGAACUGGUAGUUAGCACACCGGGAAAGUAUGAAAAUUGUAAACUUGAGGUUUUCUCCUUUGAAACUAGACAAUGUUGUGAUAUCACAAAGUGUUUGAAACUUUUACUGUAACAUUCAUGCAUGUUAUUGGUAAUGCUUUUGUUGUAUGCAUUCACUGUGGUGUGGUAAUGCCCGCAUAAACUAUAUGUGACCACUGAGAGUUCACUGGCUUGCUGCCCAGGCAUGCCGAAUACAUUAGCGUAAUCCAGGUCAAAUUAAGUGCUAUUCCAAGUUUUUAAGAAAAAUUUUGUGAAACAAACAUAACUGCACAUAGACGGCUGUAACAAGAAAAUGUGGUAAGGAAGUAUCUGUUAUGUCUGAAAGAGUUUAAGAUUUUACACCAUGGUAUAAAUACAGUUAGUAGAAGAUGUCUAAUUUGUGAAAUACAGCUUUUGCCUAUUUUGCAUUAUUUAUCGUUCUUCCAUAAUAAGGUGAAAAGGAACAGUUGUAUUCCAGAGCCUUCUUUGAAUACAUAAUAAUGGUGAUUGUAUACACUUCACAAGUUGCAGUUAUCUGAGUGGCUAGUUAUUACUGUUAUUACUGUUAGUAGUCAUUCGGGAAUAGGCCUUCUUCAUAUUUUUUGUAUACCCAAAAUAUGAUGUCAUUAAUGUAUGCAGAUAAUAUCCAUGUCUGCUAUCUGAACUCGUUGAAUGGUUGACGUUGUGACCCUGCAGAAUGCCAUGUUUCCUUCCAAACAAAAUUGGACGUAUAGCCUUGCAUGUUAUAUCAGCCUUAUCCUCAUUUGUAUGGCAGCUUUUGACUGAACAGAAAAUGACCAUUAUUAAAGCGAUCACUGCAUGUGGGAUGAUAAUCAUCAAAAACAAGUGAAGAUGUGCCAAACUAAAGAGAAUAGGUACUAGUGUUGCUUGACCUUCAUGAGGACAAGGUACAUGAACGUGUACAGUAGGAUCACAUCAGUGUCAUUUUCAAGAUUCUGUCAAUACUGGACCCGGUUAAUAGUUUAUUUAUUGACCUUAACCCAUAUUUGGUGGAAAGAAUUCCUGUUUUUUUUUUCUCUGUAAUUUGUACCCAUUGUUGCUCUCGUGGCAGUUAGGAAAAGAGUUUCAUUAGCCUGUAAAUCUACUGUUUAGAAACUCACUAACGGUUUGGGGAAAAUUUACCUGUAGGCAGCAUUUUAUUUUAUCAAGAUCUCCUGAUUUUAUGUCUCAAAAUGACCCAUCUGUUUUAUGCAUAUUUUCCAUAUAGUGCUCAGUAAUUGAACUAUGAACUUACACACCUCUCAAGAAGAAGGCUAGCAUUUUUUUUGGAGAGGGAGGAGGUGGUGUGCUCUGUGGCCUAGUGGUUAUCAUGGUAGCACAGCACAGUGACUCUGGAGCCUCUCACCAAUGCUGUCGCUGUCAGUUCAUGCUGGCUUUAUCUUUGGCCGUAUGUUGGAAAGGUCUGCAAAUAACCUGCUUCCUCCCUGGCUCUGCCUGGUUUCCCCCCACCAUAAUGCUUGCUGUCGUUUUAUAAGUGAAAUACUCAUAUAAUAAAACACAAUUGUAUUUUAUACGUUAUAUGUCAGGGCACAUUCGAAACUGCAUAGUAAGAAGUAUGAAACAAUAUGUUUCAUGUAUCUUUUUAGAUGUGGUAUAAUAUUGACCAUAAGUGAUGAUGCUGUGUGAGGUGGUACUAUGUAAUAGUAAGUGUAUGAAUGGGUCUAGUUUAUGCUUUUGUUUGUUGGUUUAAAGGAUUAAGUGUCCAGAUUUAGCUUAUGGUCAUAAUUACAAAGAUAAUAACCCGCUUCAAACAGUAUGUCAUGGGUAGGGCUUCUGAAAACUGCAGCAAUGACUUCAAAAUAAACUGAAAAACAGGUUUGUUCAAAUUGAGACGGCAUUAUAUUUGGUUCUGUAUACGAAUACAAUUUCUCAGGCUAAAAGGCAAAUGGGCCUUCUUGUAGUCAGCUGUGACACCAUUGUUGAACCAGCUAGGACAGUAAUAUAGUUGUUUUUUUGUGGAUUGCAUUUCUGAGAAACCCUUCCUAUAAUAUACUGUUUUAAUCUCUGUAAUUAGAACCAUAAGAUAAAUCUGGACUCCGAUCCUUUAAGUGGACUGUCUCUGUCUAUAACUGACAGAAGAGAUAUGGAAGAUUGGGGAGCAUUCAGCUUCAGUCCCUCUUAGAGAGGGUUCCGUCACUUUUUGUGUACCUAUUGUUGAAGUGCUGUAUAAAUAAAAAAAAAAAUCUCAAAAUGAAACUAUUUAUUCAGUAUACAAAUUGAAUGAUAUUUAUAUUUGUCAUUCACCAUGUUACAGUAGAUCUCAGUAUUUGUUUUCUAGGUUUUACUGUAUGCAUCUGUAAUAUGGAUAUAGCCAAUCUAAGUUUGUUUUUGUGGUUAUUUGACCUCAUAAUUUAGACUGUUUGUGACCAAAGACUUUACAUGUUUACCCCGCUGUGUUGUGUUAUAUCGAACAAAAUCUGUUUUGCUAGAACACUGGCCCAGCUUUUAAAACAUGAAAACAAUAAAUUCUCUGUUAGAUAUAGAGAUGCAGUUGUGCAUAUGGUUUAAAUCAUGAUGUCCAAACAAUUUUUUAUCUGAGAAAAAAAAAAGAACAAACAACACAGCAUUUACAUGUGUAUGCUAAUGUUGGCAGUAUUUAUUAUAAAGGUAUGAUAGUUUGCUGUGCCAUAGUUAGCCAGAAUACUUCGGGUGUAAUACAUGAAUUAGAUCAAACAGGAAGUUCCAACAGUUGAACAUUAUUUCUGUUCCUGGAAAUCCAUGCUGCUUGUAACACCCUUGUGUCCUUUUUUUUAAAUUAUUUUUUUAUUUGUUUCUGGGCCAUGUAGGAAAUAUUUUAUUUGGUUUUAUUGUACAUUAUUAAGCUUAUUAUUAUUAUUAAGGAGAAAUUGUACUGGAUUGUGUGGAAAGUGAAGAUGUUAGUGAUACAUGUACAUGUAUACAAGUUUUCUUUUGUCAAAAUUUGCUAUGCACAUAUUUUAUGGUAUAAUAUGAUGCUGAAAUAAUGUACAAGUAUAUGGCAAUGGACACUGCCAGACAAAGCUGCUCAAAAGUAGGUAUAUAUGUUGAGAUAUGAGAUUUCUGUGCAAAUUAAUAUAUGUUGUAAAGCAUAUGAUGAGCAAAGGAAUGCACUUUUUGCUGCUCUCAACUUGUAUUGAGGUAAUGAAUGCACUUCAUGCUGGUCUCAGCAUAUAUUGAACUAAUCACUGCACUCCAUACUGCUCUCAACGUGUAUUGAGGUAAUGAAUGCACUUCAUGCUGCUCUCAGCAUAUAUUGAACUAAUGAAUGCACUCCAUGCUGCUCUCAGCAUGUAUUGAGCUCAUGAUUGCACUUCAUGCUGCUCUCAGUGUGUGUUGAGCUAAUGAAUGCACUUCAUGCAGCUGUCAGCUUGGAUUGAGCUAAUGAAUGCACUCCAUACUGCUCUCAACGUGUAUUGAGGUAAUGAAUGCACUCCAUGCUGCUCAGUGUGUAUUGAGCUAAUGAAUGCACUUCUUGCUGCUCUCAGUGUGUAUUGGGCUAAUGAAUGCACUUCAUGCUGCUCUCAGCUUGUAUUGAGCUAAUGAAUGCACUGUAUACUGCACUCAGCAUAUGCUGAGCAAAUCAAUUCACUAUGAUUAGUGACCACAAAUAUAACAUCUAAUGUGUGUUAAGCAAAUUAACUUACAAUAUUAAUAUGCAUAUUUUGCUUGUUAAGCAAAUAUAGGUACAAAUGUACUCCACAUUGCACAUGUGCUGGAGCAGCAGGAUUUUCCAUUUGGGCCCAUGUGUACAUGCACGCUACAUUGGUGUACUUUGUUGUCUGAUAGUGAUUGUGCUGACACAGACUGUUCAAACUGCACUUUUCUUCUGUGCAUACAACAGGGGAGGGGCGUAAAUCCAAAAUGAGUUAUAGAAAUGUUUAUCUCAAAUAUACAGACAAAUACAAAUGCUAUUUCGCCUUUAAACCAUGCAUGCAGAUUAUUUUUUUUGUAAAGUACCUAAACUGUACAUAAAAAUUUUAAUCUGUUCAGGUCAUGUACACCAUUUCUUCUUAGGAUGUCUUACUACCAUAUUCCUCUCUAGGUGAUGUGUCAAAAUGUCCCUACAUAAAUGCUGCAAGGAAAUAAUUUUCUUAACUAUUUUAUACUGAGAAACUUCCUGCAUUAAUGUUGCAUGAGAAACUUCCUGCAUAAAUGUUGUAUGAGAAACUUCCUGGAUAAAUGUUGUAUGAGAAACUUCCUGGAUAAAUGUUGUAUGAGAAACUUCCUGCAUAAAUGCUGUAUAAAUAGAGACACCUGUAUAAAUGUUGUAAAAGGUUCUUGGAGAAAUGCGCUUGUAAAAUGGUGUAUAGGAAUUUUCCUGUGUAAAUGCUUUAUAGGGAUGCUCCGAUAAUGAACAGCAUAUCGCAAAAUGAUGGAUAAAAUGCUGUUCGUACAUGCAGCAACAUAAUGAUGAGAAUAUUCCUGUUACAUGCUCCACUGUGGUCUGUUUUUCCCUGGAAUCCUGUUACCCAGGGACUUCUAGUUUCAUGCCAGAAUUUUUACAGCUUUCAUUUUGCCUGCAUAAACAAAAAAUUGAAGAACUGUUUGCCGUGGUAUAUGCCUCACAUUUGUGUUUGGAAAACAUCAUUGGUUUAAUUUUUCUAUGGUUUGACAACUAACAGUUCUUGGCAGUGACACAAUACACAUGUGCAUGUAUUAUUUAAAAUGUGAUGUAGUGUGUUAUGUAUAGCUCAUAAUACCGAGCUAUUCCAGAAUACAGACAUGUUAAAGUCGUGGCUGGACCAAUUCUGUGUUAAAAUGCUAUUCUGCCAAUAAAGUUCAUUUAACUUGAG
Messenger RNA from Liolophura sinensis, 7186 nucleotides. RefSeq names its product L-asparaginase-like. Bases 133 to 1818 code for a protein of 561 amino acids. NCBI's taxonomy places the organism in Eukaryota, Metazoa, Mollusca, Polyplacophora, Chitonida, Chitonidae. The transcript is spliced from 14 exons. Gene Ontology annotation, molecular function: asparaginase activity; protein binding. The record is from RefSeq and is a predicted model, not a curated record. Gene Ontology annotation, biological process: amino acid metabolic process.